Messenger RNA from Caenorhabditis auriculariae, 4716 nucleotides. The record is from the annotation of a GenBank genome assembly. NCBI's taxonomy places the organism in Eukaryota, Metazoa, Nematoda, Chromadorea, Rhabditida, Rhabditidae.
AUGACCGACGAAGGAGUGAGCGGUAUACGCGAGAGAAAGCGAAAAGUUAACAUGUCAGUGGGGAGCGACGAUGACGAAGAUGGAGCUAAUUACCCGGGCGUUGAGCGUACUGCCGACGCUGCUUGUACCACGGAAGGAGAAGAAGCCGAAGAUACAGAGUUAGUUUUUGAUUGGUUUUUUUUUUAAGUAUCUUGCUUUUUUCACAAAGUUUUGCAAGAUUCAAAGGAUUAUGAAUGCAUUAAAAUCUUCAAAUUGCGCUUACAAAAAUGUUCCUUUUACACAUUGGUUGGGAUUUCUUUCAAUUGUCCCAAAAAAUUUUUUGAUGUACCAGAAAAAAGUCCUGAAAGUUUUAACCCGCACAGCUUCCUAAUUCUCGAGAAAGGAGGCCUCGAAGUCAAAAAAUUUCCGAUCGCAAAAUGAAAUUAUCUUCCUUGGUAAAGUGCUUCAAUAAAUGGCAAAAUAUUGUUAUGGAUCACAAAAACUUCUGAAGAAUUAUACGGAUUCUUUUUUUUUAAACAUUUCAUCAAAAUAUUCCAGAGAGAAGAAAUAUAAAAAACGUCGCGUCCGGGUGGAAAUGGAGCGUAAGCACUUCCAAAUGGUCAACGACCGCGUGGUCGAAGAUGUAACCCUCGAAUUUCUUUACAAACCUCAUACGCUUACUGUUUUGGCCGCUUUGACCACUUUUAUCUCUUAUAAGGCGUUCACUGGGUAAUUUUUAUUAAAAAAAUUUCAGCUAAAUUUUGAAUUUCAGCAGUACGGAGCAUACCGAGCAAAAUGUUUACGACGGACUGAUGGGAACUCUCGCCCUUUUCAUGGUUAUCAGUGCCCUCGCUUUUCCGAACGGUGAAUUUGAUUCAUGAGCUUUUAAUAGCCGCUUCUAGAUGUUCCAAAAGCGGGGAAUUUUGUUCUUUGUGGUUUUCGUCAUUAUUAUGAAUUUUAGGCCCUUUCAUACGACCUCAUCCUGUUUUUUGGCGCGUUGUGUUCGGUCUUUCUGUAGUUUACAUGCUCAUCCUUCAAUUUACACUGUUUCAAACGUACGCCGACAUCAAAAGUGCUCUCAGUUGGCUUGAUCCAACAGGUCUCAGCCAGGAAAAACUGGUGGAAAAGGUAUUUUCUUUUAUCUGGAUUUAGUUCUUAAUUUUUAUUUUUUUUUUUUAGGACUACGCUAUCAACUGUUCUGACGUCUCUUUGGAGAGAAUCUGGAGUCAUAUGGACAUUUUUGCUGUUGGACAUUUCCUUGGGUGGGCAAUGAAGGCCCUUCUUAUACGUCAUGGUGUUCUCUGCUGGUAUAUCAGCAUUUCCUGGGAGCUCACUGAGGUUGCUUUUUUUUUCUCGUUCUGAGAAUGGUCAUUUUUUGAAGAUUGUUUUCACCCAAUUGCUCCCGAACUUUGCCGAGUGUUGGUGGGAUGCCCUUAUUUUGGAUGUCCUGGUUUGCAAUGGUCUCGGAAUUUGGUUUGGUCUCGAAGUGUGCAAGUUUUUCGAAAUGAGACAAUAUCAUUGGGAGAGCAUCAGGUUUGUCACCAUAUUUUUGGUGCAUAGUUUAAUCAACUUUGCGAUAAAAGGACGAAUUCAGAAACAUCCACACGAACCGCGGGCGUUUCAAACGCUUUGUCAUGCAGUUCACGCCUGAGAGCUGGACCAAACUCGAAUGGAAAACUAUGACAAACGCCGUCCGCCGAACAAUGGCUUUGUAUUUGUUCGUUCUGAUUUGGCUGGUGAAUUGCAUCUUCAUCGAUAUUUUUUGAUUAUUUGAUCGAUUUCAGUUGACCGAGUUGAAUACUUUCCUGAUGAAGCACGUGUUCGCCGUAGACACAAAACAUCCCGUUGUUUUUUGGAGAAUCAUUUUGAUUGCGCUCAUUUCCGCGCCGUCUAUCAGGUUUGCAGUUCAUGGUUAAUAUUCACGAUUUUUUUAUUUUCUAGACAGUUUUAUCUUUACGCAACUGAUCCUAUGGUCAAACGUCUGGGAAUGCAGUGCUGGGUUUAUUGCGCCGUCUGCGCUUUGGAAGCGGCUAUCGGCAUCAAGUUUGGGAUGUCGAUGUUCCCUCGUGUCGCCAUUCUUCCUAUCCUCCUUUGGAUAUUCUUUUUGGUAAGUCAUACAAAUUUUCAAACUUUUUUCAAAAUCUCUUUUCAGAUAGUUGGAACGUUCUUCAGCGUGUGGCUGUCGGUUUGGUGGGCCCAGAGUUCUUCGGUAAUUUUCAUUAUUUCGAUAAGUUCAUGAGAAAAGUUUCUUUGAUCUUUAAAAAUUUCAUAAUAUACCUAUUUUAAUUGAGAAACUAUCUAGGAAAAAUUAGAUACUUGCUGAAAAAAAAAUUUAUGUAGAUUCUUCAUUGAAAAAUUAUAUCGCCGCACUCAAAAAAAAUUUUUUUGGGUGUUUUUCAUUCAGUUUCAAAAAAAAAUUACAUUGAUCGAUAAAUCAGAAAAUUCACUCAAAUUUUUUAGACAACGAAAGAAGUAGUUGUGAACGGUGAAAACCGAACGCUCUAUUUGGAUUCCUCGCACGAGAAUCUCGGAUCCAUCCACGAUGACGUCAGGAAGAGACGUCGUGACCUCGGUUUUUCAGAGUCUGAUCUCAAUUGAAUUCUGCUCCCUCUUUGUGUACUUUUUUCCGAAGACUUUUUUGCUGGUAUUUUUGCUACAAAUGUGCUAGAUGUUAUUCAUCGAUUCUCGGCUUGAUGUCGAAUCCAAUUUAUUUUUUUCUGAGAUUUUUUGUCCCUUUACUUGUAUGCAUUUUGGUUCUUCGCCUGCACUUAUCGCUAUUGUCUGCCUUUUUGUCGCUGUGCUGCUGUUAGUGCCGUUUUCAUCAGCCAGAAAUUAUCGAAUAAAGUUUUAUCCAACUUUUUUUUUUAAAUUGAACAGAAAGAUAAUAUUCACAAAAUGUUUCAAAAGAUUAUUUACCGCUAGCUGUGGGCCGUUUUCAAGUAAACUCAUCCGUUUUUUGAGUUAGUUUCCAUUAAACAGAUAUUUCCGGAUUCUGUAGCAUUCAUUGUUUAAGUUCUAAUCUUAGAAUAAUGGCUUCAUGAUAUAAUUCUGAAGCAAUCGGUUCAGGAAGUUUGUUCCCUCCUAACCAGAGACAGUAUUAUUCAAGAAACAUCAAAGUCUGCAUGCAACAUUUCCAAAACCAGAUUUGUAAAAACUUCUUUACUAAAUACUGCUCAAAACGAACACGCAUUUUUCUCAAAGACCGACAAAUUGAUCACCCUUUUUGCAGCCUUUUUGUUCUUCGAAAAAAAAUUGAGCCGACUAGAUUCUCAAUGUUUCCUAUGAAACUGAUUAUGCAGAGCCUAAUGAGAAUUAAUUACUAUUUUUAAGAUCAACGAUAACCUUAUAACAAUCAAAAGAAAAAAACCUAAAAAAAUUUUUUUCUAAGCAAAGUACGCUAUUCUGCACUACGAUGCUCCAAAUUACACUUUUCCGCCUUUCCGUUUGCUCGGUUUUUAUACAAAAUUUUUUUUCGCUGAUUUUUAUAUGAAACUAUUUGUUUUGAGUACUUCAAAAUUAAUUUUUUGAUUGAAGGCGAACAUGAUGCUCAGAAAAGCUCUUUCUAGCAAUUUUCCCAAAGUUUAUACGCUGCAGAAAUCGAGUUCACCGUUCUGGUUAGGUUUUUUAAAAGUUUUUUUCAAAACUUUGAACCUUCAGUCACACCGCUGUUCGCUCAAUCAAUGUGGAUUACUCUGAAGAAAAGCCGGGAGCGCCUCAACUAGAACAUGUUCAGAAGCGUCUGUUGGAAACGGUUUUUUUUUUGGUUUAUUCUCAAGAAACAAUUUCAGAUAUUUCAGCUUGAAAUGGACUUGAACUGAAUUUCUAAAUUUGUUCAUACAAUGUGAACUGUUGGCAGUGAAAAUAGAUUUUUAAGAUUUCAACAAAAUAAUCCGAUUUUUUGAGGUUCCACUGAUGUUCCGGCAGCGGCUCGACUACACAUUCUACCGCAAGGACGUUUUUUGUGACGACCAAAUUUUAAAUACUCAGAAGCAGUUUGUUCCUUCAUCAAAUAAUCAAUUUCAAUUUGCGUUUUUAGAGGUCUUGACCAGCUCAUGAGCCAUUUCGGAAGUAUCGGAACGUUUGGACAAAUUUCUUUUCCGCACAUCCAAAUGGAGGUAUGCUCAGUCAAAAAGUUAGAAUCGUCUUUGCACUUUUUCUGGCGGAAUUUUUUCAGACAGUUUCCGUUGUUCCUAUUAUUGAAGACGGUACGGUCCGGUGUCGUUGGCGGGUUAAAUAUGUAUCUUUUUGGCGCCUCGCCACAAAUCCUCGCCUUUUUCAAUUUGAUUAUCGCAUGCAGAACGUGAGAUAUUAUUUUCGUUCAAAAUUUUGUUUUUUUUUCAGCUAUCUUGGUUUGAUGGCUACUCUGUACUGACUGUUGAUGGAAACGGCGAAGUCUACAAGAUUACCAUUCAAAAGGUCGGGACUCAAACUCCAGAAUAUUUAUUCACUUUUUUUGACCUGAUUCUUUUUCUAAUGGUUUUUAUCUUCAAUAUUUUCUGAAAAAAUUAAACUUCGUCUCGAUUUGGUUUCCAACAACGGGAGAAAACUUGCUUUUUCUUCAAAAUUUAAGCUUUGGGAAAAUGAAUAAGCGCAGAAAAAGUUGAUUUCGAAUAAUUUCAGACAAUGAGAGAUGAAGGAAAUCGCCAAAAAUCGCUUCUUGGAAACUCGGCAGAGCAAAUUAAACGAAAACUUGCAGAGCUACAACCUCAGCCAAAUGUCAACGCUUCCAAGCAAUAA